AUGGACGUGGAUCCAAAGGAUGGAGAACAAAGUAGUGAAGGAACUACUACAGUAACCACUGAAUCGACUCAAUCAUCUGAAUUGAUUUCUACUUCAAAGCCAAAAGAUGAGGAAGAGGAAUUUGAAGAAUUUCCAAUUUACAAAGAAUCUGAAGGUUGUUUUAAAAUUUUUAUGUUAAAUUUUUUGAUAAGAGGAAGGGAGAAAUAAUGGUAACUGGGAAUUUGUUGGGUAUAGAAUUUGAUGAGCAAAGACCAGAUUUUUAGGGAUUG
This is a messenger RNA of Meloidogyne enterolobii, 269 nucleotides long. The record is from the annotation of a GenBank genome assembly. Lineage: Eukaryota; Metazoa; Nematoda; Chromadorea; Rhabditida; Meloidogynidae.